Olea europaea var. sylvestris is the source of this 608-nucleotide messenger RNA. Its product is annotated as protein TPR1-like. The coding region runs from base 6 to 416 and encodes 136 amino acids. Lineage: Eukaryota; Viridiplantae; Streptophyta; Magnoliopsida; Lamiales; Oleaceae. Gene Ontology annotation, molecular function: protein binding. The record is from RefSeq and is a predicted model, not a curated record. The transcript has 3 exons. Gene Ontology annotation, biological process: regulation of DNA-templated transcription.
CCAAGAUGGAACGAAUACGUCAGUGGAUCCCACAAGAUGCUCUUUCUGCACCUAUAUCAUGUGCGGUCUACUCCUGCAACAGUCAACUGGUAUAUGCUUCCUUUUGUGAUGGUAACAUUGGUGUGUUUGAUGCCGACUCCCUAAGAUUGAGAUGCCGCAUUGCCCCAUCAGCGUAUUUAUCCCAGGCAUUAGUUAACGGAAGCCAAGCCAUAUACCCGCUCGUUGUUGCAGCUCAUCCACAGGAGCCCAACCAAUUUGCUGUUGGGUUAACAGAUGGGUCUGUUAAAGUGUUGGAACCGACAGAAUCGGAAGGCAAGUGGGGAAUUCUUCCUCCAGCUGAUAACGGAAUAAUGAAUGGUAGAACAGGUUCCUCAUCCACUGCUAGCAACCACGCCCCUGAUCAACCCCAAAGAUGAAGUCUUGAUGACAUUUGUCAUGUGUAUUUUAUCAGUAUAGAUUUUAGGGUUUUUUUCAGUCCGUUUUCUGUGUACUUUAUAAGUUUAGAUUCGACAUGGACACAGAUUUUCAUAGUUUCCUGCUACAUCUGUUCAAUGUGUCUUGGUUUCCUGACAUUAAAUUAUCUAUACAUAUAUAUUUUCUUAACAUUA